Messenger RNA from Xyrichtys novacula (pearly razorfish), 18253 nucleotides. Lineage: Eukaryota; Metazoa; Chordata; Actinopteri; Labriformes; Labridae. The record is from the annotation of a GenBank genome assembly.
AUCGGCAGAUGGGCGAAAGAGACAAAACUCCCAGGAAGCGCUGUUCUCCACUCCAGCACCUCUGGUCAGCGCGGACGGCGAGAGUGAAGCAGCUCUGCCGAGAAAAAAACACACACAUCCACUCAUCACUUCCUCGAGAGCUGUGGAAAGAAGAAAAACAAGUCUAAAAUAAGGUAAAUUACAUGUUAUUUUACAACAAGCGCGCGCUUCUUUACUACCUUUGUCAAAUCCUACCCUGUCUGUCUCUAUCUGUGAAAUUGAUCCUGACUAAAAAGUUGACUUUCUUUGGUUUUUAAAGCUGUAUAUUUGCAUCACACCUGCCGCAACGUUUGAGUGACUUGUGAAGUUCCCCUUUUCAAUGGUUAAGUAGGUAUUUGUCAAGAAGGACAGUGGUGUGACGGUGCUGUCUGACCGGUUUGUGAAUGAAUGAAACAGUUGACUGAAUCCUGAUCUUUAACUCAUCACCCUCAUACAGGAACGUUUACUUCCUUGUUUGUAGGUCAAAAUUGAAAAAAGUUUUCCUGUAAUAUUAUAUUUUUAUCUUUAAGGCACCUAAAUAACUUUAAAAAAAAUUUAUAUAAAAAAUGUAGUUUGUUUAUUGUUCUGAUUGGACCUGCACCUAACACACUGUCAUCCAUCACCCCCUAUUUUGAAAUGUUAUGAUGCGUCUCCUGAAUCAAUGUUAUUGCUGUCAUGAAUCAAUGAUGGUUAAUAUCGCUGACAGGUAAGUGGAUGAUCUAUGGUGCCUGGAUGAGGUCUGGAUGUUCUCCUGGCCUGGAACCAGCACUGUAGUGACUCAGGGACAUGGGUGAUCAAUAGUCAGAAAGAUCUGUGACAGACCCAUUAAUCCAUUGAAGAAAUAGCCGUCACGGCUGCAGUGUACAACGAGGGAUACCUUUUUGAGACAACAUCAGGGCUUUUAGCGUAAUGAAGCAUACAGGAGAAACACACUGAGUAUGAAUGCCAUCCCUGCAAGGUUACAUGAUGCACAGGACUCUCCAUAGUCUCUACAUCUCUACAUCUCACAGUAUUGAUCAGUGAAGGAUGAGCUAAAUUUGUCAUCUGUUGGAGUUGUAAACCUCCUGUUACAUGUGGGUAGCAAUUGUGGCGCAUCUUAAAUAGGAUAAAUAAAACUAAUAAUCCAGGUUUCUGCAAGAUGUAUUGUAUGAUUGCAGUGAAAAUGUUGUUUUUUCAAGAGUCUUCAUUGUCUUAAGAGUUCAUGUUGUGUCUACUGUGUUUAUAGUGCAGUAAAAGUCAGAAAAAACUAUAACACCACAUUUUUAUUGCUUUAGAUGACUGGUUGUUUACAUAGGAGUUUGUGUCCAAUUGAUCUUUACACUGUUUUGUAAGGAUAAUGAAGAUUACAGAUGCAUGCAGGGAGACAUGAUUUUAUUAGCAGUGAUCUUAAAUACCCCAAUGUUAUGCGUUUGUUUGUCCUGUUGCAGAUGACCCCGUUUAGGAGAGCUUAUGGCUGAAGUAUAAAGGUCACACCUAAACCCUCCUACUGUAAAAUUUAUUGAUGCCAUUACAUUUACUUACUUGACUUCCGUCACGUUCUGCCACUCAUGGAAAGGACUCUGCCUUUAAAAAAAAAGGAACAAUUUUCCAUCACUUGAUGUGUUUAUUUCACUGAAUUUUUGCUUUUUAAUGAAAACAGAUCUUGUAAAAUCUGUGGAUCACUUGUGUAGAUUUGAAGGCAGUCCUAUUACUCCACUCCGUACUGUCUGCUGUCACUUAAACAGGAAUCUGAUUAUCUGAGUGGUAAAUAAGUGCCAAUUACCUCAUUAGUGCACAGGUCAAACAAACACAGCUUGAUCAUGUUGGAUUAAGCUUUACUGUCUGUAUUUUUCUAAGUUCACUAUGAGACAAACAAUAAAGCCUGACACUGCAGAGGAUGAUGAGGUCUGAUCCUGCUGGAAAAUCAGAUUUUCAUACAAAAGCUGCACCAUAUGGGGAAAAAAAGAGUCAUGGACGGAUGCAGAUUGCAGCAAAGGGGGUGAUCAUUUUGCACUAAGGUUUCAGUUUUCACCGGAUCAAUUAGGAUGAUGUAACAUGUGACGUGUCUCAUUAUUUCAGCUCAUUUUCUAGUGCCCUUAGGAUAAUAAAGCUAGUUUUCCCUUCAUAGCAGGUUAAUUAUAUAAAUACGCAUCUCAUAAAUUAAUCUGGAGAAGAUUUGUGGGCCAGGGCGUCACAUAAAUUACGCUGGAUUAAAAAAAAAAAUAGCCUCUCCAUUAUUUAUUUCAUAAUUUAAUUAUGAUUGGAUAAAAUGUACAGCACCACUUCACAAACUGCAGUCAUUUUUCCAUCUUUGUAGCUAAUUGAAUGACGUUGGACUUUUCAUUUAUUAAUUGUAACAUAAUUAAUGUGAAACUUGGACCAGUUUCACAUGUCUUUUCGUCAUUUGGUUACCAGACUCUGUCUUUAUUGCUCUGACAGUAACACGCUAAUUUUUUCGUGCAUGAGUUUAGUAUGGCUUUAAGAAUGUAAUGUUUUAAACCCAGCAUGAACAUCUGCUUUUCUUUAAUGGUCCACUCCUCCUCUCAUCGUCCUAUCUUUGUCUCACCUAAUCGUUCACUUUCUCACCCAGACUAAUUCAGCUGAAGCAGUCAUGUCAGCCAAGGCCAUCUCCGAGCAGACGGGAAAAGAGUUCCUCUACAAGUACAUCUGCACAUCGGCGGCUGUGCAGAACAGAUUCCGCUAUGCCAAUGUGACUCCUGAGACCGACUUCAAUCGGCUGGCAGUAGAGCACCCAUGGCUGCUCACAGAGGUAAGGCACCAGAGACCAGUCUGACCAAAAUUGAAUGUGGAUAAAGAGACAAAAUAUUCUUACGCUGAGUGAACAAUUAGUUAUUGCAACACAAAUUUAUAGCCCAUAAAUGCCUAAAGUACAUCGACUCCUCAGCCUCUGAAAAAUGGUCUCCUCUUUAUGAGACAAUUACUUUGGCUGGCGGUCUCUUGGCGUCUGUUUUCUGAUGUCAUAGAGAGCAAAGUGAUGUCGUAGCGCUGCCGCAUUCUCAGUGGAAAUGCAACAGAUGCACAAGAAAGAUGCAUUUUUUCCCACUUUGAUUCUUGGUAACACAGAGGUCAGAGUUCAGCUUCCAUAGGAUUUCUUGGUCUAAUUGUUCCCCAGACAAACAACAACCUUCAGACUCUUUCCACAACGCCACGCUUUCAGAUCAGCUCUUCAAAAUGCAGCAGUAGCAGAUCGACGGGCUAAAAUAGAAGUUAAUUGAAUUACUCUGUGAGUCAUCUUGCGGGAUAAAAUGUCAAUCCCCCUGUGUGUCCCUCACAUCUGAGGCUUUUAAUCUGGAAGGUAGGAUGUGGAGGAAGAUGUGCAGGGUAGAUACACAGAGAUAUAUGCCCUGGUAGAAUUGAUUAGGCAAUUGCAUUAACUUUCACCUCCUACCUGCUCUUCCUUUGCUCACUGGCGAGCACCCAGAUCUUAAUGGCUCAGCUGUCAUAAGUCAUUCUCUCUAUCUAUGGCGAGAGAGGGAAAGAGCAGGCUCUCGAGUCAGAGUGUUUUAGAGAAUCCUACUUAUGUUUUGUACCUCAGCAGAUGAUGAAUGAAUGAACUCUUGUUGUCACACACACAGCAUCACUGCAUAAUUACAGUAUAAGCUCUCACAUUGACAGGUGGUUGAUAAUAAAAAUACCAUCACUUUUAUUGUCAUCAGAAUCCAACAUGUGAGAAAUGUGCAGAAAUUGUCUUUUUCACUCCAGUUUUUUUACAUGCAUGAGGUUUAAAAUUCAAGAAAUAUAAACUAGUAUUUGAUCGAGCUUCAGGUGACGGAUUAUUAAAAAAAAAAGAUUAGCAGAAAAUGCACUUCAGACCCUGCUGUGUUAUUGAAACAGUUUGAUACAUUUUGCUCAGUAUGACCCUGUUUUGUUCUAAAAACAUGUUUAUUUUUCUUCUCCAGAGGCUGGUGGUGAAGCCAGACCAGCUGAUCAAGAGGAGAGGAAAGCUGGGCCUGGUGGGCGUCAACAUGGACCUGAACGGUGUCAAGGAGUGGCUGAAGUCCCGCCUAAUGAAAGAGACUACUGUACGUCAUCCACCCUCUCCAUCUCUGCUGUUUUUCAGCCAAUUACCUUCUCCAACCCUCCAGUUUUAGAGUGUGCUCUUAGCUGAACACUCCUUUAAUCAAUAUUAUCCCAGAGCUUAAUUCAGACACUCCUCCUCAUGCCCUUUCCUUCAACCUGCGGCUCUUGUUUUUUUUUGCACUGAUGCAUUUGGUUUGUGUGUUUGCCUGAACGGACUGCUGAGGCGUUCAGUGUUAGUCCGCUGGUUGUAAAUCAGUCUGGUCAGCUCAGCUGUAACGCUUGCAGCUCGGGAAUAAACAGCCAGUCUAUCAAUCGAGUCGGCAUGAAGCACGGCACACCAGAUCCAUCACUGCGAGGCUGAGAUGCUGCUUUGCCUCAUAAACCAAAUAACAAGUAGCAGAGGGACUAGGAUGGUUCAUAAAGCUUUGAAGAAGACUGUUGGUGUGAGUUGCAGCACGUAGAUUGCAUCAAUAUGUCUUUUCACGAGAAAGAGAACUGUCUGCAGCUGUCAGUGGUUGUAAAUGAGAAUACACAAAGCUACAGCUGUAAUACCAUAAAAAAAGGUUAGGGCAGCAUAUCCCAUUUCUCUUUUUUAUACUACCUUUGAAAAGAUGCAAGUUAUUAGCCUCAUGUUAGCUAGACUGACGAUGCUGCUUGUGUAUUUGCUGCAUGGUUCAUAAGGGUGUCUGAUACAAUACCGAUAUUGUAGCCUUCAGUAUCGGCCGAUACUGAUAUUGAUCUGAUAUUGGCACAAACUUGUGCAUGACAAGAAGUACUGCCACACAGCUGACAUCACUCCUACACCUUUGCUAUAUUGUUCGUACCUUAGUGACACUAGAGACACUGUUGUUGUGACCACAUGGGCUCUACAUGCUGGAUCUGGGCGCUGGUAGCUAGAGGUGCAAGAGUGAAGUCUGAAAUGGACUGCUUGUAUUGGAUUGGAUUGGAUUGUACUGAUUUCAGACAUUUUAGAUGCAAGCCGAUAUGAUCCGAUUUUUGUUUUUUGGCUGAUAUCGGACCGAUAUCCGAUAACAAUAUUGUAUCAGGACCACCCUAAUGGUUCAUUUCUUGUUUGCUUGAAUUGGAAACUUUGGAUCUAUAAAAUUUGCAACGCACAUGAUUAUCUUCAACAGUCUUGUUUCUGUGAUAAAUAGAGGAAUGUUUCCCCGCAGUAACGAAAAAGUGAGAUGUUGAUCUGGUCAAAACGGCCUGUUUUUAGUUAGCUUGUGAGUUUAUCAGAGGAAGUCAACAGAGCAACUUUUUUAAGAGGAAUUGGUCAUAUCAGAAACCAGCACCUAUGAAUAACUUUGACACCUAGCAGAUCCUGCAACUUCCUUCCUUUUCACGUUAUUCACUGUGUUUUCUGCGCUGCAGUGGCUCACUCUUUCAUUUUACUGAAUAAGUAAUUCAUGUUUUGUGUGAUCAUAUUAGUUUAAGUGGUUAAAUUAAAUCAUCUACAACAUUAGUGGCUUUCCUGUUUGAGGCAGUAACCCAAGUCAGAUCAUUCAUCUCAUUUUGUUGGAGCCCUUUUGUAAAAUUGUGAUAGACGGUUUGUUUUUUUCCUCCCACCGUCUACCUCCCUUUUCUGCUCUCUCUCUCUCUCUCCCUCUUUUUGUUCGGUUUUCUCCUCGGCUGGCUGCUCUCAGCCGGUCCCUGGUUGUUCUGUGCCUAUUGGCCUUUAACAGAGACACGAUGACAGCCUCUCUAAAUGAGCUGUGGCUGAGCAGGAGCUUUGCCUGCAGUAAAACAUGGUGACAUUUUCUUCUCCUCUCUUCUCAACCUUUCCUUUCUUUUGUGUCAAGUGAUCAUCCUGCGUUAUUUUUAAGUGCUGUAUCAUUUAGCAUCAUUAAUAUGCCUGAAAUCUGCAAAUAGGCUGUUUGACUCAUGUUUUUGUUCUUGAUUAAGCAUUUCGUGCUCUAAGUAAAGUAUUUUCUUGAUGAUCCUCAGGUGGGAAAAGCCAACGGCAUCCUUAAGAACUUCCUCAUUGAGCCGUUUGUCCCACACAAGCAGGUAAAGCACUCCUAAAACAUGAACUAUUUAAUGAUUCAUUUGAGAGUUUUAUGAUCCUGAUUUAGAUAACAGUGGUCAUAAAAUAUGUCUGGUCUAGGAGGAGGAGUUCUAUGUGUGCAUCUACGCCACCCGAGAGGGCGACUAUGUGCUGUUCCAUCAUGAAGGCGGGGUGGAUGUGGGAGAUGUGGAUGCUAAGGCGAAGAAGCUGCUGAUUGGGGUGGAUGAAAAAAUCAGUGAAGACUCUGUGAAGAAAGAACUGCUGAGUCACGUCCCCAAUGACAAGAAAUCGUAAGUGGAACAGAAAAAGUGGUCCAGGACUUCAUCUUUAACCUUAGUCAGAAGAUUUAAAUCACACAGGGCUAAAAUUAGCUAUGGUAAAAACACAGAAAAGGGGGAAAAGAUUGUUUUCUGUUUUGUAGUAAAAGACUUGGUUCGAGGAGGAAAGAAAAUGUCGCAUGAAGAAGGUGGAAAAAGCACUUUGAUACUGGCAGUGAAUGUAGGGGGAGCAGGAGAAGGCGGGUGGAGGGUUUCCAUUAGACAAAUGACAAACUCCUUUUUUUCAAUCAGCCCCCACCCCCAGCCUUUUUUACAGUCCAGCCACAUUCACGGCACGUCCUUUUAUUUUGAUUGGUAUGAUACAGCGGCUCACCCCUCUACACCCUCCCAUCCAUCUCCACAGCAGCACAGGCCAGACUGGCUGUCUUGGCUGACAUUGGAGAAGCUCCACUCCUCACCCUUUUUCACUCUUUUCCUCACCCUCACCACCCACUCUAGAUUCAAAACAGGAACCUUCUUGGCCCGCUUUUCCUGCCCUCCUGUCAGAAGUAGAGGCUGAGUCACUGGAGGGAUUUGGUCAUAGUUUACUCCCAGUGGACGUCUGACAACAGGCUGACGUGGUAACAGAGGCUCUGAGCUGCUUGCAAAACUGACAGGCAGGAGAGGAAAACAAAACAGCCUCCCCCAACUCCCCCUCAGCAUUCUCCCAUAACUCACUGCUCUGUUUUGACAUUUGAAGGAGGACUUUAAUUGGAUCUCAUCCUCUAUAGUCAGUUAAAAGGUGGGCUGUUUCCUGUCCGGCUCUCCUGUCCUGCAUUAAGGAGGCUGUCGUUUCUUACAGUUGGAAUCAUAAGGAAAUUACUUUUUGUUUAGUGACUUAUUUAAUCAAUACGCACAACAGAAGAAAAACAAUGAAAUCCAAGAUGAGUCAACAAAAAGACAGAGGUUUCACAUUUAAACCCAAAUAUGCUCAUCUAUAAUAUAAUCUAAAAUAUAACAAAAACUCAAAGAUUCCUUUGUGCUUAAUUGCAUACAGGCACUUAACCACUGGCUAUUGAAACAGGCAGGUUUAGUGGUGUACCAGAGGAACAAAGACUUCACCUGUACUGUGAUUUAGAACAAACAGAAAAUGAGAUUCAUUUUAUGUUCCUUUGUAUGACAAAUUCAGACAUUUAUUUUUCAAGAAAAUGAGUUUGUUAUCCAAUGAUUUCUUUUACUUAGAUGACUACAAGAAACUUGAAUUGUGUUUUAAAAUACGAGUUUUUUAUACAGCUAACUUUAUUUAUAAGUCUUGGGAAAAGAGAAAAAAUGUGUUGUACAUUUGAUUUGAGUUUAUGUAGUUUACGGGUGUAGAUCUAAUUUUAUGUGUACUUGUAUGUUUUUCCUUUUCCUCUUUUUUUUUUAGUUUUUCACGCUAUGCAACACUGUCUGUUGAUAUUAUUUAGUGUCUUAUAAACCCAUGUAGGUUGGGCACUUUGUGUGCAUGACACUUCAAUUACUAAAUAACUAACUAACUAUAACGAUACGAAACAGAAAACGCAGACCAACCUCACAUGUGUGAAACUGUUACUAGCCCUGUUUGCGUAUUAUAAAGUCAAUAAUAACACUAGAACAGAAAUCCGAAUCAUUUCAUCAAAACACCAGCGACUGAUUAGUUUUCUCGUCUCCCUGCAGAGUCCUGGCCAACUUCAUUGUCGGGCUCUUCAACCUGUAUGAGGACCUGUUCUUCACGUACCUGGAGAUCAACCCAUUAGGUAGGUGUUCCCUUUUUUCCUGAUUGCUUUUUUCUGUCACAUCCCUGAAACCCAGAUGUGUAAAGUCCUGACAAGAAUCAUGAUUGCAUAGAAAUCUAAUCUAAACACUACCUCAUGAGUAUGUGAUCUUAUUAUGUAAUGGAUGAGGGGACAUCAAAAGGAAGUUGGAAAUGAAAACAUCAGUGCAUAUUAAAACACAUUGCAUCCUUGCAGCUGAUUUUUUUCCACAGUUUUUAGACUGUGGGAGGAAAAACUUCAAUAAUUCAUGCCCCGACUGUUUGAUGAAGGCAGCAUGUAUUUAUGAUAGAGUAAUUGGGCACCAGUACAGCCCUCUGGCAGCUGUUCCUGUAGAGGGAACAUGGCUGCUGAGACCGGCUCUCUGCGCUUUGAUGUCCCUCUUCCUCCUCAUCUUCACUUUCCGUCCACCUCCUGCAGGGACAGCAGAAAAGCUGUGGUCGCCUAUCACCAAAUUCGGUCCUUAUAUGACUUGUUCAAAACUCAUGCUUUAUGCUGACAGUGGCUUUCUGCGGGAGGGAGUUGGCGAACCUUGUUUGAGGAUAGAUGUCAACGCUCUUGUUAUCUCUGUCUGUCAGUGGUUACAAAAGAAGGGGUUUAUGUGCUGGACAUGGCGGCCAAAAUCGAUGCUACAGCUGACUACAUCUGCAAAGCCAAGUGGGGAGAUGUGGAGUUCCCUCCACCCUUCGGCAGAGAGGCUUAUCCUGAGGUAAGAGAGGACAGAGAGAAUGAAAGGUAUAUCUAAGUAAAGGUGUUUGUCUUUAUUUUAGUGUUUAUUUAUAAAAGUCAUGAAAUAAAUCAAGAGAAAACACCUAAUUUUCAAAAAUAACGGUAUUUUACUGUUGUUGUUUUUUUUAAGUGUGUGUAUUUAAGAUUUUAUUCCAAUAUUGCCAGAUGCUUGUUUGAGACAGACUGUCUGUGUAGCAGAAGGGUCGCUCUAAUUGGGCUGCUGUGAAUCUGCAGUGUGGACGUGGGACAGCGGGUGUCUUUGAUUAGGUUUUCCUUACUGUCAGACACCAGCUGUGGACCUGACUGUCAAAAACAUCAACUGAUGCACAUCACGUACAGCAUCUCUGUUUAUGCAUGUACAAUAUUUCCAAUUAAUGGCACAAUAAAAUCAAUGCCAGCACCGGCAUCAGGCUGUGCUUGUGAAAGUACUUCUCUGAUUAAGGCUCCAAUCACACACACACUCGCACACAAAAUCAGCCCACUCCAGCUACCCUCCCACUGUUCCAAUCAAGUAACGUCAUCUCACCUUGUCAUUGGCCUCUACUUUGUCUUUUGCAGGAGGCCUACAUCGCUGACCUUGAUGCAAAAAGCGGCGCCAGCCUUAAACUGACCCUGCUCAACCCCAGAGGCAGGAUCUGGACCAUGGUGGCAGGAGGAGGCGCCUCAGUGGUGUACAGGUAUUCUGUCGCAGCUUCAAUAAAUAAGACCCCAGCUGCUCUCUGUGGCUGAAAUCUGCUCAAAGCUUUACCAAGACUGCAUCCAUUUCACUACAUAUAAUUGGGUUUAGCAUUAAGAGAGCAUGCAGCAGUGAGACUGAUGGUGCAGCAGAUCAGACUGUCUGUUCAGCUACCGGCUAAAUUGGAUUUUAAGAUGCUUCAGUCUUAGUGAGAGUCUGGGGGAGUGUGCAGCGUCUCCCCCAAGCCUUCGUCUGUUGAGGUAGAAAGCGUGACAUACAGAAUUAUCAUCCAUGGCUAAUUAUCCCCCCUGUGCACUCUAAAGUUAUUUGUUUGCAGUGCUGAAUACUCAGAACAGAUGGAGAAGUGCAUCAUCUUGUUUCUCUUAAUCUUCAGUCGUGUUUAAGUUCUUUUUCCACAGUGCCAGUGACUUAUGUUCAACUCUUCCAGUGACACAAUCUGUGACCUGGGCGGUGUCAACGAGCUGGCUAACUAUGGGGAGUAUUCAGGAGCACCGAGUGAACAGCAGACCUAUGACUACGCUAAGACCAUCCUGUCUCUGAUGACCCGAGAGAAGCACCCUGAAGGUAGGAAAGCCUCCUACCUUGUUGAUGGUACUGAGGGAAGUUUUUUUUUAAAUUUAUUUAGGAGAUGUUUCUGUUGCAUUUUUUUACAGGAAAAGUUUUGAUCAUCGGUGGAAGCAUAGCAAACUUCACAAAUGUUGCAGCAACAUUUAAGGUAUAGUGUUGCAUGUCUUUUUGUUUAUGUAGUAUCUGUUUUUUACAGAAGCAUAUUGCAUUCACUGAAUAAAGGAAACUUUUUUUGAGUAAUUUUUUUUCUUCUUUCUGUUUUUCUGACUAUUUUUUUCUGUUUUUGCACUAAUAUUUUCCCCCUCUUUCUGUUUUUUCGGGCAAAUUUUAUUCUGUUUUUUUUUUUAUAGUAUUAUUUUUUUUUUAUUUUUCUGUUUUUCUGAAUAUUUUUUUUCCUAACUAAGUGAGAUACUUCAACAAAAUUCUGCCAGAAUGUCAUGCAAUCACCGUGGCUGCUCCAAAUUGCCGACUUUUCCAGCUCCUAGAUAGCUUCGACUAACCAGAUCAAUGAGAGUAAAGCAUGUUAUUAGUUAAACAUAAGGUAUGCAAAUCCUUAGGUGCCUGCACAAAGUAGACAAACUUAUGACAAUUCCAUCUAACUGAAAGAAAGGAGUAUCUCCCAGUGUCUCAAACCCAAAAGAAAGUAAAACUUGAUUAAACUAAACAAAUGGGACAUGUUUGCUUCCAGUAAAUUGAGCAUAGGGGGGGUUGAAAGAGUCUGUUUUUAAAUGAUCAUAAUCCCAGAGAAUAGGAAAAACAAUUAGCCUGAGAAACAAAACAGAAAAACCACAGUCUGAAAAACAGAAAAAUUGGUCUGAAAAACAGGGGGGAAAAUAUUCUAAAAAACAGAAAAGAAAAAUAAAUAAAUCACUCUGAACGAAAGAAAAAAAUUAUUUAGAAGAACAGAACAGAAAAAAUUACUUUGAAAAACUGAGUUUUGUUUUUUCCUUUUUUUUAUGGUGAAUGCAAUAUGCUUCUGUAGUUUUUAUCUUGUUCUUUAUUUACUGAAAUUAUUCUUGUCUUUAUCAGGGGAUUGUGCGCGCCAUCAGAGAUUAUCAGGUCCCGCUCAAAGAGCAUGAGGUGACCAUAUUUGUUCGCCGUGGAGGGCCAAACUACCAGGAAGGUCUCAGAGUUAUGGGAGAAGUCGGUAUGUUCUUUCUUUAGCUAUGAAAACAGGUCUUGAGUAAAUUUUGUUCAAAAAGCACCUGCUGGUUUUCUGCAUUACACAGACUUAAGCUCUGCCUGCUCUCCACAGGAAAGACCACUGGGAUCCCCAUCCAUGUCUUUGGAACAGAAACUCACAUGACUGCAAUUGUUGGCAUGGCACUGGGCCACCGGCCAAUCCCCAACGAGCCUCCCGUCGCCGCCCACACGGCCAACUUCCUCCUUAACUCCAGCGGCGGCUCAUCGGUAUGACACUUCUGACGUAACUGAGACAAAUUGGCUGCCAUGAUAUUGUGCUGGCUGACUAUGUGGUGACCUUACAUCAUCGGCUGCACCUACUGUGCAGAAGACUCACAUGCCAUUGCGUCUGUGUCUGUUAUAAGUGUCCCUUUGUUGAACCCCAGUAUUAGAAGCCCAAAAGCUCUUUUAUAGAAGAGCAUUAAGAGGACUGCUUUCACUCAGGUAGUCAUGAGGCUGCAGUCAGAAAUGCGCUUUAGUGCCCAAAGGCAUCCAUUAAGACUGUGCUUCUGAAAAAAGUGGAUGUGCGUGCCUGCACAUGUGUGUGCAUAAGAACAUUCAUGUAUUUGCAUAUACUGUAUGCUUCAAAUGUCAUGAUGGAUAUCUGUAAGAAAAAUGUCAAGAUCAGGGAACUGUAUGUGAAUCACAACACAGCAAGACUAGAACAAGAAUAUGAAGAAAUACAGGUCCAAGAACAAAAAUGAUUGAUGUCCAUAGAUAAGCAGUAUUGAAUUGAAUUGAAUUGAAAUUUUUUAUUAGCGUGUCAUGCACAAGAAGUGCCCAGCCUGAGUGGACUUAAAAGACACCAAAAAAAUGAACAUAUAAUAGCAGAUGAAAACCAGAUAACAGACAUUAGACCAAUUAAGCAUAUAAACAAUCCUGACGCUUUUUCCAGGCUUCAGAAACAAAAUUAGCUAAAGACAUUGAAGUUAAACAGCCUGUUUAUUCUAUCAUCAUCAGAAUACCAGAAAAUUUCUGGAUUUUUAACAGACAUUUCAGAAAAUAAGGGAGUGCUCAGUUCAUGUGACUCACUUUCCACUUCAUUGAGUUCACAUAGUUCACACAACCUUUCAUCUUCAGGAAUGUUUUAAAGUCUGUUGACUUCAAGAUUCAAGGGAAGGAUUCUUGCUCUCAGCUGUGCCAUUAAAGACCUUUUAUUUCUUGAGAGGUUUGCUUUAACAUAAGGUUAAGCAGUAUAUGGCUGUUUUUAUUUCUGAAGUUUUCAGUCUAAAACUCGCAGCACUGCAGUUCAUUUCAGCCAGUCAUGAAUUUUAGGUUGUUUGCUUCACAAGUAGAGCUUUGUGGUGACACUGAGGUCAUGUCUUAAAAAUAACCUGAAAGUUUCAGGCUUCUGUGCACUUUUGUCAUAAAUAAAAAGGAGCAGUGUUUUUACAGUUACAGCAGGUGAACUGCCCUGAUUAAAAAAAAAACAUGCUCAAUUUUCAGUUUUCACAGCAGAAUACGGUUUGUAAAAUUGAUGUCUUAUUUUUGUUUUCAGACCCCAGCAUCGAGCAGGACUUCCUCGUUCUCUGACAACAGGACCAGUAUUGAGAGCUCUCCAGCCAAGAAGGCCAAAACAGGAGGUCCUCUGGGUGAGAACAAACACACAUACAGCUGCAGACAGAGUGCUGAGGCUUUCAUAUAUUUUCAUACUCAAACCCUCUGCUCGGGAAAUGUUGUUCCAGUGAUCAUCACUAGUUGAGCUCAGGUGUUACAGCUCCCCCUUUAGACAGCCAGAAUAACCUGCAACUUAGAGCUAAGUAAAUCUCUGCAUGCAAGGACUUGAUUCAUAAAACAGUAAAAUCAGGGUUUCUGCUGCAUAAGCACUCAGGAGCAGCUGCAUGCUCUGACGAAAUCUUUUUAGGUACAGCAUGUCCUUUUUACUUUUUGAAGAAAAUGACAGUGACACAUCGACAAACUGUUGACACCAUUACAACUGUAAAAACACCACAAUCUAGAUAUUUGUUCAUUACUGUGUAGAAAAAAAAGGAAGUGUUGAGGAAGAAAGACACAGCAAUAAUUUAACUGACCUGGUUUCCAGUGUAUUUGUCCUUUUAAUCACUUUUAUUUCUUUGUAGCCAAGGGAACUACCCUCUUCAGCAAACACACCAAGUCCAUAGUGUGGGGUAUGCAGACUCGAGCAGUGCAGGGCAUGCUGGACUUUGACUAUGUCUGCUCCAGAGUUGAGCCAUCUGUCGCAGCCAUGGUCUACCCAUUCACGUAUGUACACUGUGUCCUUCCUCUAUAGUGUCUUUGCUCGGCUGCUGUCAAUGGAGUGAAUGUAAACUGAACAUGUAAUUUAAUAAAAACUACCUGUGUGACCUUUUUUCUUUCUGUGUGUUUGUCUGUCCUUCAGGGGAGACCACAAGCAGAAGUUUUAUUGGGGUCAUAAAGAGAUCCUCAUCCCUGUGUAUAAGAACAUGGCUGACGCCAUGAAGAAGCACCCAGAUGUAGACGUGCUCAUUAGCUUUGCCUCUUUACGCUCAGCCUUUGAUAGCACCAUGGAGACCAUGCAGUACUCACAGGUAAAUGAAUUCACCAUCUGUGGGGCUCUUUACAGCUCAAGUCCCCAAAGUCAUGCCUUUUUAUUUAAUGCUCUUAUAGAUCCGCACCAUUGCCAUCAUCGCCGAGGGAAUCCCUGAAGCUCACACCAGGAAGAUCAUCAAAGCUGCAGAUGAGAAGGGUGUUACAAUCAUUGGACCAGCAACCGUUAGUAUUGUUUUGCGCCUUUAUAGAUUCAUCACACUCUUCCCCGUUCUCAUUUUCUUAAAGAAGCAAAUCUGUGUGUGUGUGUGUGUCUGUGUUUUUAUGUCUAGGUUGGAGGUAUUAAGCCAGGCUGUUUCAAGAUUGGUAACACAGGAGGCAUGCUGGAUAACAUCCUUGCUUCUAAGCUCUACCGUCCAGGCAGUGUGGCCUACGUUUCCCGCUCAGGUGGCAUGUCCAACGAACUCAAUAACAUCAUCUCCCGCACUACCGACGGGGUUUUUGAAGGUGUUGCUAUUGGUGGGGACAGGUAUGUACCUUUCUGAUAUCUGCAAAAUGUGUGCUUGUGUGACUGAACUGCUGUCUAAACUUGGAGUCUUCUCCAGAUACCCUGGCUCUGUCUUCACUGACCAUGUGCUGCGCUACCAAGACACUCCUGGAGUGAAGAUGAUCGUUGUGCUGGGAGAGGUGAGGAUUAAAUCCACACUGACAGAGGUCUCUACAACCUCUGCAGUGGAUUUUUUUCACCAUCCAGUAUCUGUCUCUGCUUUUUACAGAUUGGAGGCACAGAGGAGUACAAGAUCUGCCAAGCUAUCAAACAGGGUCGAAUCACAAAGCCAGUGGUGUGCUGGUGUAUUGGCACCUGUGCCACCAUGUUCUCCUCAGAGGUGAGAGUGCAAAUGUAGAAUCUAAUCCAUUUCAGGCACCGCUAAGGCUGAUGUAUAUUUUAAUGGCAUUUUUUUACCCAUACUGUGCCUUUUGUUACCCCUCAGGUUCAGUUCGGUCAUGCAGGCGCCUGUGCCAACCAGGCCUCUGAGACAGCAGUAGCUAAGAACAAAGCCCUGAAGGACGCUGGAGCCUUUGUCCCCAAGAGCUUUGACGAGCUUGGAGAGAUCAUCAAGUGUGUUACUUACAAUAAUAAUGAGUUAUUAUCUAUUUUCCAUGGAGAUUUGCGUGUCUGACUUCUUCUAUCCAUGCAGAUCUGUUUAUGAUGAUCUUGUUGCCAAGGGAGUUAUUCAGCCAGCUGAGGAGAUGCCUCCUCCAACCGUGCCAAUGGAUUACUCUUGGGCCCGGGUGAGUGUGCUCACAGUCAUACAUACUUUGGAUCAUUAUCUCUAGCAAAUUAAAAAUUGUUUUAAAAUGAGACAGAAAUAUACAUAGACUUUGAUCACCCUCUUCCCAUAUUUUUGCUUUCCUCUGUUGACCCUGCAGGAGCUGGGUCUUAUCCGUAAGCCCGCUUCCUUCAUGACCAGUAUUUGUGACGAGAGAGGUCAGGAGCUCAUCUACGCAGGCAUGCCAAUCACUGAGGUCUUCAAGUCAGAGAUCGGCCUGGGAGGAACUCUGGGGCUGCUCUGGUUCCAGAGGAGGUCAGCAUCUUAACCCUGCGAGCUAUGAGGAACAAACUUUAGAGAAAUCCCUGAGUAGAUUCUCCUUUUUUGUUUACUCUUGUGUGUGUGUGUGUAGGCUGCCAAGGUAUGCCUGUCAGUUCAUUGAGAUGUGCCUGAUGGUGACUGCUGAUCAUGGCCCUGCUGUCUCUGGUGCCCACAACACCAUAGUCUGUGCGCGAGCUGGCAAAGAUCUCAUCUCCAGCCUCACCUCAGGCCUUCUCACCAUCGUAAGAAUCUAAAACCUGCCGUUCACAAACAUAAAUCACUUUAAAUUUCCCCUCAAGUUUUUUAUAGUUUCUGCUUUUACUUUUUUUGUUUUUAGGGCGAUCGCUUUGGAGGUGCCCUUGAUGCUGCAGCAAAGCAGUUCAGCAAGGCCUUUGAUAGCGGCAUGUUGCCCAUGGAGUUUGUCAACAAGAUGAAGAAAGAUGGCAAGCUGAUCAUGGGCAUCGGGCACAGAGUGAAAUCUGUAAGUACUGAGGCUUCCUGUUGUAGUGUAAGUCAGUGUGGAUGGCAGCCGAAUGAUCUAUGAAUCAAAGUUUAGCUGCUAUAAAAACAAGGUUUUUAAAUAAAAGAGGAUAAAAAGCUGUAGACUGCACUUUAAAAACAGGAAUAUAUUGUGGAGGACAUGUUCUAGAGUACUACACCAUUUGAAAACUAAAGUAAAUUAUCUGUGCUCUUUCAGAUUAACAAUCCAGACAUGAGAGUCCAGAUCUUGAAAGACUUUGUGAAGCAGCACUUCCCCUCCUCUCAGCUGCUGGACUAUGCUCUGGAUGUAGAAAAGAUCACCACAUCCAAGGUGAGAUUUAUCUCUACAUCUUGUCUAUCACAGCCGCUGUUAAACCCUCUGGAAUACAAAAUACAAUCCUCGUUUUCCUUUGUGUUUUAUUGUGUCAGAAACCCAAUUUGAUCCUGAAUGUGGAUGGCUUCAUUGGUGUAGCAUUUGUGGACUUGCUCAGGACUUGUGGUGGUUUUACAAGGUGAGCUGAUGAGUCUUUAUGAUGUCUUUUAAACAGUAAAGAUCAGUUUUUUUUGUGUGUGUAUUUUUGCAUUCCCCUUCACAUUUUGUACAUUUUGUGCAGCUAUCUUUUAAAUAAUCCCCUCUUUUGUAUUUUUUUCCCGUUCAUUGUCCCCUCAACAGGGAUGAAGCAGAUGAGUUUGUAGAAAUCGGAGCUCUGAAUGGCAUCUUUGUCCUGGGACGGAGCAUGGGAUUCAUUGGUGAGUCAUUUGGGUGGGGAGCCACACUACUGUGUACGUGCUGUCUCUGUGUUGGAUUGAAAAAACUUCUACAUUGAAUGUAUUUUUCCAUUUCUUGUCAGGUCACUACUUGGACCAAAAGAGGCUGAAACAGGGUCUGUAUCGGCACCCCUGGGAUGACAUCUCUUAUGUGCUCCCAGAACACAUGUCCAUGUAAUCAGAGGGAUGAAACUGGAAUAUCAGCAGAUAUAUCUCUCAAAUUCCUUCAUCCCAGUCAUUAUUUCCUCUCUCACAGUGUGAUUGUCACCUCAAGGCUUUGUAAUAUUAUAGAGAAGAUGUUACUUUUAAUAUAUAUAGCUCUAAAUGCUAAUAAUGUUUAGAAAGCUAUGAGUAUUUUUUGGAAACCUGUCAGUGCUGCAAUUCUGUACAUUAGCAAAACCUGCUAAACUGUGAAUCUCCGGUCAGAAGAUGACUGAAUCUGACAAAGUGUUUAAAGAUGAAUCAGUCUUACAGUCGAGGGUUUAGAGUUGGGCUUUUCAACUUGAAGCCACCAGUACUCAUGGCUAGUUGAAGUCCUUUGCUAAUCCCAGAAUAAUACUUCAUGUUGUAUUAACCUAGCAUGUGUGUCUGUAUUACAAACUGUUGUGUCUAUGUGGAGCUACCAAGAUCAUUCGGUACAAAGAUCAUAAACUUGCUACACGGGGAAUAACAUGUUGUGCAAUAAUGCUAAAAUGAUAGUAAAAGGGUUGACUCUAGAGCAGAGCUUUAUUUGUGUAUAGAUGUAUUAAUAGAAUAACCAAGUAGUACAAGAAUGUUUUAAUCUUUCAAACAUCAGUCUGCUCAAUGUGGUAACCAUCUUAAUGAGUCAUUCCAGGGAAGUAAUGCUGUACCUCCUCCUCAUUCCCCACUCCUUAAUAGCUGGUGAAAAAUGUAAAAGUAUUUUCUGAAAUGGCUUGAACAGAAGGGGAGGAUUUUUCAACAUAAGAAAAAAUAAUAAAUGUUUACUUUCAACCUUCUCAUUUACCCUGUUCUUUAAAUGAUCGAGGUCCCUAUGGCCAUAACCCCAAAGAUGCAGUUAUGAAUAUAUCUACAAAUCAAAUACUCCCGUUUAGGGUUCUGAGCUCAAAAACAUGAAUACAACUCGUGCCACAAACUCACAAAUGAUUUGGACAUUUCUGUAUUUCUCCUAUAAAAUAGCAAAUCAUUUUUACUGAUAUUGCCAUUAUCUAUUCCAAAUGUUACAUAUAUAUUUAUACAUGGUUAAUAAGAUAUGUUCUUUUUUUUUAAACUAUCAAAACAUCUGCUAUAACUGUAUUUUUAAUGCCAAACAUCAAUACAUCAUCAAUAAAUAACUCACAGGUAUGACCAAGAUUUCUGCCACACAUUUCAGAAUGUGUUGUAGGUAUCCACUGGAGAGAAUCUUAAUAAUGGAAAGUCUGAGGAACGAAGCUUUUCACUUCAUUAAAAAAUAAAGAAACCUGACAUUUUCUUCAAUGUGUGCAGUCUGAAAGAUGGCACCAAUAUUGUCUUGAAUGUGACUAAACCAUGUGGCCAGUCUGUAACCUCACCAGUAUUUUCACAACUAUUUGUUUUCAACGGUUUCAUUGUGAACUGAACGUGCCUCUAUAAUGACUUAUUGUAUGUUGACAGCUGUGUCAUUGAGUCAAAUAAAAUGUGAAUCCUAAUCUCAUCAAUAUACA